GACAAUCGUCUCCAUUCUUCUGCCUGUUUAUUUUGAACCAAAGUGUACAUUUAUACUUGUUAAAUUUUCUCUUAUUCUAUUUGACCCUUCUUUUUACUUGUCCUUCCAGCCAGUCAAGCUCUCCCCAAGGCCAUCAUCAUAUAUGUCAACCGUGGAUCAUCCUCCAGGGGAACUGGUAUACUAAAGUUUCUGAGCUAGCCAGACUGAGGUCCAAAUGGCAGCUGACAGACGUAGCAACACUUUGGAAAGUCCAUCUUGAAACAGCUUCCUUACCACACACGCUUCCCUCCCUACUUCUCCUGCAGUAAUCUGUUUAUAGGCCCAGACUAAUUAUCUUUUUUUUUUUUAUGAGAAACUUUAGCAAAUUUCUUAUCUAGGAAGGCAGUGCUUCACAUUAGGUCAUGUGGAUAAGAUGAUGAGAGAGAAUAUUUUCACCCAAGGAGAUUGCUAUUUCCUGAAGGGGUAAAAACCCCACAGGGAAAACCCCAGUGGUUCUCAUAAGUAGGGCUGGUCUAUCUAAGCUGGUAGCACAGUUCCGUCCAGAGAAGGAAAGCAGAAUAAACUUAUUCAUUCCUGGGAGCUCUUGGGGUAGGUGUGCAUUUUUCACAUCUUAAAGACUCACAUACCCUAAGCUGGACAAAGGUCCCAUUCCUGAAGGACACCUCCAGAGUCCAGAUUGCUGAAUCUUCUCUGCUGCCUAGAGGGGCUCCAAACCACCUCUUGACAAUGGGAAACUGGGUGGUUAACCACUGGUUUUCAGUUUUGUUUCUGGCUGUUUGGUUGGGGCUGAAUGUUUUCCUCUUUGUGGAUGCUUUCCUGAAAUAUGAGAAGGCCGACAAGUACUACUACACAAGAGAAAUCCUUGGGUCAACAUUGGCCUGUGCCCGAGCCUCUGCUCUCUGCUUGAAUUUUAACAGCAUGUUGAUCCUGCUUCCCGUGUGUCGCAAUCUGCUGUCCUUCCUGAGGGGCACCUGCUCAUUUUGCAGCCGCACACUGAGAAAGCAAUUGGAUCACAAUCUCACCUUCCACAAGCUGGUGGCCUAUAUGAUCUGCCUACAUACAGCUAUUCACAUCAUUGCACACCUGUUUAACUUUGACCGCUAUAGCAGAAGCCGACAGGCCACAGAUGGCUCCCUUGCCUCCAUUCUCUCCAGCCUAUCUCAUGAUAAGAAAAAGGGGAGUUCUUGGCUAAAUCCCAUCCAGUCCCCAAACAUGACAGUGGAGUAUGUGACAUUCACCAGCAUUGCUGGUCUCACCGGAGUGAUCAUGACAAUAGCCUUGAUUCUCAUUGUAACUUCAGCUACUGAGUUCAUCCGGAAGAGUUAUUUUGAGGUCUUUUGGUAUACUCACCACCUUUUUAUCUUCUAUAUCCUUGGUUUAGGGAUUCACGGCAUUGGUGGAAUUGUCCGGGGUCAAACAGAGAAGAGCAUGAAUGAGAGUCAUCCUUGCAAGUGUGCAGAGUCUUUUGAGAUGUGGGAUGAUCAUGACUCCCACUGUAGGCGCCCUGACUUUGAAGGGCACCCCCCUGAGUCUUGGAAGUGGAUCCUUGCACCAGUCAUUCUUUAUAUCUGUGAAAGAAUCCUCCGGUUUUAUCGCUCCCAGCAGAAGGUUGUGAUUACCAAGGUUGUCAUGCACCCAUCCAAAGUUGUAGAAUUGCAGAUGAACAAGCGUGGCUUCAGCAUGGAAGUGGGACAGUAUAUCUUUGUUAACUGCCCCUCAAUCUCUCUCUUGGAAUGGCAUCCUUUUACAUUGACCUCUGCUCCAGAGGAAGAUUUCUUCUCCAUUCAUAUCCGAGCAGCAGGGGACUGGACAGAAAAUCUCAUAAGGGCUUUUGAACAACAAUAUUCAACAAUUCCCAGGAUUGAAGUGGAUGGUCCCUUUGGCACAGCCAGUGAGGAUGUUUUCCAGUAUGAAGUGGCUGUGCUGGUUGGAGCAGGAAUUGGGGUCACCCCCUUUGCUUCUAUCUUGAAAUCCAUCUGGUACAAAUUCCAGUGUGCAGACCACAACCUCAAAACAAAAAAGAUCUAUUUCUACUGGAUCUGCAGGGAGACAGGUGCCUUUUCCUGGUUCAACGACCUGUUGACUUCCCUGGAACAGGAGAUGGAAGAAUUAGGCAAAGUGGGUUUUCUAAACUACCGUCUCUUCCUCACUGGAUGGGACAGCAAUAUUGUUGGUCAUGCAGCAUUAAACUUUGACAAGGCCACUGACAUCCUGACAGGUCUGAAACAGAAAACCUCCUUUGGGAGACCAAUGUGGGACAAUGAGUUUUCUAAAAUAGCUACCUCCCACCCCAAGUCUGUAGUGGGAGUUUUCUUAUGUGGCCCUCAGACUUUGGCAAAGAGCCUGCGCAAAUGCUGUCACCGAUAUUCCAGUCUAGAUCCUAGGAAGGUUCAAUUCUACUUCAACAAAGAAAAUUUUUGAAUUAUAGGUAUAAGGAUGGUAAUCUGCAUUGUCUCUCCUUUGUAUCUUCAAUAACUUGGUCUGGUCAGGUUUGAGCAGUCACUUUAAGAAUGUGCCUCUCAAGCCUUGACUCCCUGGCAUUCUUUUUUUUUGACUGCAUUCAACUUUGUUACUUAAGCUUCAGCAACUUAAAAACUUCUGAAGUUCUUAAAGCCCAUGGAUCCUUUCUUGGGAAAAUAGCUGUACUUCUGGACAGCCAUGACUGUAACAAGGCUUGAUAGCAGAGCUUUGGUGGUUGAGAGUUAUACAAUCAAUCCCAGGCAAUUUUAUCAAUUCCAAAUGUUACUAUCUCCUGAAUUUUGGUUUGUAAUCUCUUGCCCCUCCCACCCCCACAGAAGAUUUCUAAGUAGGGUGACUUUUUAAAUAAAAAUUUAUUGAAUAAUUAAUGAUAAAACAUAACAAUAAACAUAAAUAAUAAACAAAAUUACCAAGAACCCCUUCCCCAUAUAACACCAACAGUGUACAUUUUUACUGUUACUUUUGAUAUGGUAUUAUCCAGUGUGAACAGCAAUUUAUUCUUAUUUUUGCUUGUCAAAAAAUAAAGGACUUUCUUCUUUGCUUGAUGAA
Molecule: messenger RNA, 3027 nt
Organism: Sapajus apella (tufted capuchin)
Lineage: Eukaryota; Metazoa; Chordata; Mammalia; Primates; Cebidae
Gene: NOX1
Product: NADPH oxidase 1
Exons: 13
Coding region: 727-2421 (564 amino acids)
Biological process (GO): superoxide anion generation; defense response
Cellular component (GO): NADPH oxidase complex; plasma membrane
Molecular function (GO): superoxide-generating NAD(P)H oxidase activity
Source: RefSeq, a predicted model, not a curated record